Molecule: messenger RNA, 3241 nt
Organism: Hirundo rustica (Barn swallow)
Lineage: Eukaryota; Metazoa; Chordata; Aves; Passeriformes; Hirundinidae
Gene: GAS2
Product: growth arrest specific 2
Exons: 15
Coding region: 1315-2259 (314 amino acids)
Biological process (GO): actin crosslink formation
Cellular component (GO): actin filament
Molecular function (GO): cytoskeletal adaptor activity; microtubule binding; actin filament binding
Source: RefSeq, a predicted model, not a curated record
CGGGAUAAAAGCAGACACCUGCCCUGGCUGCCCGGGCACCAGCGCUGCCGGGAUUUCCCACACGGACGCCUCAGACAAGGUGGUGGAACGUCCAUUGUCACAGCUCCUCUCUGCAGGGGCGAGAGGUGACUCCUCCACUUCCACCUCUGCUAGCUGAAGGACAGAUUUACGCGGCAAGAAAGUUAGGCAUGACUUGACACAGCCUGUGUGUGGGGGUGACUGUGCUCAGGUGCUUGCUGAUGUCCGCUGCCUCAAGGGCUUCCACGCAGCUGGGUUACAGGUUCCUUCCCUCCAUGCUCAUCCCCCUGAGCGAGCUACACUCCGUGUUCCCUCAGCGUGGAGAUUAUAAAGCUGUGAACUGGGAAUUUUCUCCUGAAACGAAAGUGUCUUUACAUGAAGUAUAAAGUCACAGAGAUGAUUCUGCUGUUGAUCAGCCUCUUCACAACAAGAAUGCUUGUAAAAGAGGUUUGAUAAAAUUCAGUAGACUCUGAAGUCACUGUGUAUGUUGAACGGAAUUAAAAAAGGAUGGAAUUAACUUACAGCUUGUCUUAUUUUCAUGUUGUGACACUAAUUACACAUGGAAGAGGAAAGUGUUUGGGAAAUUUGGAAAAUUAUCAGGGAAGAGGGAUCAACGGAUAUGACAAGACAGAUGCCUGAAUCUCUACCUGCUGAGAACUUCAUCCUCCACUCUAGAUUGUUUUUCUCUUGGUCUGUUUCCCUCCUCCCAUUCACUGACUGCUGCUUCAUCUCCCGGGGCAUUGAGAAACCUUUGAUCGAGCACUCACAAGUCAUCAGAGGUGGUGAUUGUAAGACAGUUUUUAGAAAAGGGCUGAGGAGUUACACAGAUGAAAUGGGCCAUUGUGGACAUCCUUGCUGACCUCAUGCUCCAGAAUUGAUCUCCAAAUAUCCAUGCAUCGAGGUUUACAACGUGCAACCAGACUGUCAAAAGUAUUGUCAGAACUUGUGGACACAGGAGGUUGAAAGCGUGAGGACCUAAGAUGGAUUAUGUGGAGGACUAGUGAAAUACACAACUUUCCUGGUGAAAUGCUAUUUCCUCUGCAAAGAAGGGGCUUCGCUGAGCAGAGAAUAAGGGAACAAACAACAGUUGGAAAAAGUUAUCUCUGACGUUUAACAAAAUGUUGAAGUAUCACAAAAAUGACAUGAAGUCUUGGAAAGAGAGCAACAAUAAGAGAAAUGGAACCAAGAAUCAACUCGCUGCCAACGGCUGUAAUACAAUAUCUCAGCAUUUCAAGGGUAAAUCAGUGUGAACUGCGUUUGCCGUCCCUCUGAAAAAGUACGACGAGCAGCUAAGCAAUGUGCACUGCCCUGAGCCCAAAGGCCCGGGGGCCUGGCCUCUCCGACAUGCACCAGUACAGUCAGUGGCUGGCGAGCAGACACGAGGCCAACCUGCUGCCGAUGAAAGAGGAUUUGGCCCUGUGGCUCACCAACCUGCUGGGUAGAGAAAUAACAGCAGAAACCUUUAUGGAGAAAUUGGAUAAUGGUGCCUUGCUUUGCCGGUUAGCUGAGACCCUGCAGGAGAAAUUUAAGGAAAACAGCUUUGAUGCAAACAAGCCUGGCAAAACCUUACCAGUUCGGAAAAUUCCAUGCAAAGCCAAUGCUCCUUCAGGGUCUUUUUUUGCACGGGACAACACGGCAAAUUUCUUAUCCUGGUGCAGAGAUGUAGGUGUGGAUGAUACCUGCCUGUUUGAAUCAGAAGGUUUGGUACUCCACAAGCAGCCAAGAGAAGUGUGCCUUUGUUUGCUGGAACUGGGAAGAAUUGCAGCAAGGUUUGGAGUGGAACCUCCUGGAUUAAUAAAACUGGAAAAAGAGAUUGAACAAGAGGAAACACUUUCAGCUCCCCUUCCAUCUCCUUCACCGUCACCCACAAAGUCUCCUGGGAAAAAGAGCACAGGGAAACUGUUGGAUGAUGCUGUUAAACACAUUUCUGAAGAUCCACCUUGUAAAUGCCCUACUAAGUUCUGUGUGGAGCGUCUUUCACAGGGAAGAUACAGAGUUGGAGAGAAGAUCCUUUUUAUUAGGAUGCUGCACAACAAACACGUGAUGGUUCGUGUCGGAGGGGGCUGGGAGACUUUUGCAGGUUACUUACUGAAGCACGACCCGUGCCGAAUGCUGCAGAUCUCCCGAGUAGAUGGGAAAACUUCUCCAGUCCAGAGCAAGUCUCCAAACCUCAGGGACAUGAAUCCGGACAAUUACCUGGUUGUUUCUGCCCAUUACAAAACCAAGAAGGAGAUUAAAUGAAAUAAGCUUCUCGUGCGAGUGGGACUUCAUGUACGUAGGUCAAAAUUAUUCUCCCGCGUGUAGUGAAUUUAGUUAAUUCUUUAAAAGGACUUUGGAAAAUUCAACACAGACUGGAAAUGACACCCCAUUUUGAAGAUCUUUGAAUUUAGAACUAUUUAUUUCUAGUACUGUAUCUUUUAUAGCAAAUUACCCUCGAUAGGCUAAUUACUACAAUCAGAUAAUAAAUAGACAUAUAUUUUUAGCCGAAUUAUUACUCUUUAAUAUGUGAAUGUAUACUUAGAGCUACGUAAAGGAGCGGAUCCUGUUAAUGGAAGAAAAUACACAACGAAAUAUAUUUGUACGAAAAUCUUAUUGCUUUGAAUCCCUGACCGUUAGGCUAGUCGAAAUAUAUAUAUAUGCAGGUGGCAAAUGGCUAUUUGGGGAAAUUAUUUGGGGAAAUGAAAUAAAAAAUUGACAAUUCGUAUGUUUUGCAAUAUUUUCUCCAUUGGUAGAACAUAAUGGCUUAUUGCAUGCUGAACACCUUCUCAAAGCCGUUACUUAAAAGAAGAAGCCCAAGCCAGCCCUUCACAGGGUGUUACUGUUGACAGCAGAGGGCCAUGCUGAGGGUCCCGGCUGUUUCUCACGAAGCUGCCCGGGACAGAAGCGUGCGGAAGCGGGAGGUCCCCUCGCUGUGUCCCCCGGGGGGAGGCAGGGACGGGCGCACAGCUCAGAGCCCGGGAGGAGCUUCAGGAGAGGCGCCUCCAUCCCUCUGGAGUCACACGACGUGGCACAAAACGGGGCGCAGGAGCUUUUCCUUCCCCUUCUUUUUAAUGCUGACGGUCGUGUCAAAUGUGAAAUAUGCGUUACCCUGUAAAUAGAGUGAUUCGCUUUCUCCUAAGUCGUUUGCGCACCUCUAAUAUAGCUAAAGGUGUACGUGGGCUUAGUUCAUUAUAUUGGCUACUUUUCUGUGUUUAUAUUUGGUAAAUUAUGUGCCUUGUAACGU